Molecule: messenger RNA, 3841 nt
Organism: Sitophilus oryzae (rice weevil)
Lineage: Eukaryota; Metazoa; Arthropoda; Insecta; Coleoptera; Curculionidae
Product: probable cation-transporting ATPase 13A3
Exons: 17
Coding region: 349-3804 (1151 amino acids)
Biological process (GO): intracellular calcium ion homeostasis; polyamine transmembrane transport
Cellular component (GO): membrane
Molecular function (GO): ATP hydrolysis activity; polyamine transmembrane transporter activity; P-type transmembrane transporter activity
Source: RefSeq, a predicted model, not a curated record
ACAAUCAACUGAAAUGUUGUUAUUAAAAUUAUCUAAUUGAACUUUUUAUUUCCUUAUUAUUUUUAUUUUCCGUUUUAUUAAAUAAUGAAGCAUAAUUUUUCGAUUACAUAAAUUAUAAAAUUAGGUGUCCUAUAUUAUCUACUAGCAAUAUUUGGGUGUUAACAACAGUUUUCAUUAUUAGUUUUACUGUGCAUAUCUUAUUUUUUUGAUAAGCUUGUAGAAUGUAAAACGUAAUUUGAAAAACAAAACGUGCCUAGGCAAGCAGAUUUUUAUCAGCUCUAAAAAUGCAUUAAUAAUCGUAGUUCACACCAUAGUUCAUAAAUAGGGUAAAUUUUGCUGUGAUCUGUGAUGUCAGUUACUUCCCAUAAUGGUUAUGAACCAAUCGACAAUACAUCUCAAGACAUAUAUAAUGAAGAGACACAAGAAGUAUUUUGCCAUAUUAAAGCAUUUAAAAAAACUAAGAUAAGACUCAUAUUUUUUCAUAUAUUUAGUCUAAUAUUAUGUGGUAUACCCUAUUUGAUUUUUAAGGCUUAUCCAAGUGUGAAAAGCAGAGUUAAGUAUAAAAAAUGUUGUAUAGAACAUGCAGAUAUUUUUUUAGUGAGAGAUAAUCAUAAUAAUCACAGUUUACACAGGGUGUUUUCUGUAAAUAUUAAUUUAGACCAGCUAGGAAUAACAGGUGAACAGAAGUAUUUUUUCCAUCAGCAUACAAAAUAUGUUUGGAUCUCUGAAAGGCAAUCAUUUAGUACAUAUGAUCAGUUAAUAUGGAAGAAUAUAACGUGUAAUGAUUUAUGUACUAAUAGAAGUGGAUUGACCGAACAACAUUAUAAUGAAUUGUUUACUUUAUUUGGACCAAAUUCUAUAGAAAUCGAAGUGAAAUCUUAUUGGAGAUUAUUCAUAGAGGAAAUAUUGAACCCUUUUUAUUUUUUUCAGGCAUUCUCUAUUAUUUUAUGGUGCAUCGAUGAUUACUUUAUAUAUGCAGGUUGUGUAAUCUUCUUAACAUUUUUUUCUAUCGUAACAUCCCUUUUACAGACUCAGAAACAAAGUCAGAAUUUACAUGAUAUAGUUGAAUCAUCUAAAUGUCAUGAGGUGGCUGUUCUGAGGGAGUUUGGAAAUGAGACAUGUUUGAAAAUAGAGCCUGAUGAUGUAGUACCAGGGGACAUUAUUGUUUUACCUGCUGGAGAUUAUGUAAUGCCUUGUGAUGCCGUUUUAAUUACUGGCCAGUGCAUUGUAAAUGAAAGUGUACUAACAGGCGAGAGUGUUCCAGUGACAAAGUCAGCUUUACCACCUGAUUCAGAUGAAUUUAACAUCAACAUACACAAAAGACAUGUAUUAUUUUCUGGCACUCACGUGCUCCAAACCAGAUAUUACGGAGGUGAAAACGUCUUGGCCAAAGUAGUUCGUACGGGAUUUGAUACCACCAAAGGGCAUCUGGUUAAAAGCAUACUGUAUCCCGCCCCGAUCAACCUUCAGUUUUACGCUGACGCCCUCAAAUUUGUCUACUUGCUCUUUACCAUCGCCGUGAGCGGAAUGGCUUACUGCCUGUAUCUCUACCUCCAACGCCACGCAACUGUAGUAGAAAUAGCCGUAAGAGUUCUGGAUAUCAUCACCAUAGUCGUUCCACCGGCCCUACCCGCCGCCAUGACAGUCGGAACAGUCUACAGUCAAACGCGUCUGAAGAAACUGAAGAUCUUUUGCAUCAGUCCGCCCAGGAUUAACGUGUGCGGUAAGAUCAAGCUGGCCUGUUUUGAUAAAACGGGAACUUUGACUCACGACGGACUAGACAUGCACUCUGUGAUGCCCUGUGCUGAAUCGAAAUUUGGAGAACCAGUUAAUAAUGUAGGACAUUUGGGGAAUAGCUAUGACGUUUUGGUGAGAGGUAUGGCAACGUGUCAUUCUCUUACAAGAAUAGGUGGGAGUUUGACAGGGGAUCCCUUGGAUCUCAACAUGUUCGAAUUUACAAAGUGGAAUUUGGAAGAACCUGGGAAUGAUGAAAAUGCACGUUUUGACAUGUUAGCCCCAACAGUCGUUAGUGCGCCAAGGUCUGAAACGGGUGGUAAAUUAAAGUUGACUCACGAGGACAAUAAUGUUAAUAGGGACGAGUGUACCUAUGAGGUUGGUAUAAUUAAAGAAUUCCCAUUUUCUUCCACCGCUCAAUGUAUGUCAGUUAUCUGUAAAGACCUAGAGUGUCCAACCAUGUUUGCUUACACUAAAGGAGCGCCUGAAAAACUAGCAUCACUUUGCAAGUCGUCAACUCUGCCAUCGAAUUUUCAAGAAAAACUUAGUUAUUACACUGCCAACGGUUUCAGAGUGAUUGCCGUAGCGUUUAAGAAUCUACCGAAAAGUUUCAAAUGGAGAGAGGCUCAAAAAGUUAAAAGAAAUCAGAUUGAGUGCGAUUUGGAAUUUUUGGGACUUCUUAUUAUGCAAAACCCUUUAAAAGAUGAAACUGAACCUGUCAUACAAGACCUACACCGAGCUCAUAUACCGACUGUAAUGAUUACAGGUGAUAAUAUAAUGACUGCUAUUUCUGUAGCUAGAGACUGUGGCAUGGUAGGCGCGUCGGACGAUAUAUACAUUGUUUCUGUCAUUGACGAUUUAGAUAAUGAACCACCCAAGUUAAGUCUCCAGAAAGCUGGCAGUGGUUCUUCUAGAGACUACACUAUUAUUGACUUUAAUCAUUCUAGUUUUUACUGUGCCAUAGAUGGUAAAACAUGGAUAAAGUUAAAGAGUCACUUUCAAGACCUUUUACCAGGUUUUCUAGUAAGAACUAAAGUAUUUGCUAGGUUUCAGCCUGAUCAGAAGACGCAAGUAGUGACUGCUUUACAGGAAUUAGAUUAUGUAGUAGCUAUGGUGGGGGAUGGUGCCAACGAUUGUGGGGCUCUUAAAGCUGCUCACGUAGGUGUAUCGCUAUCGCCGGAAGAAGCUAGCGUAGCCGCUCCAUUUACCUCAGGUAUACCAAAUAUUUCGUGCCUUACAAGACUGAUCUCAGAAGGAAGGUGUUCACUAGUAACUAGUUUUGCUCUGUUUAAAUACAUGGCUCUCUACAGUUUGAUUCAGUUUUUUACUGUGUUAAUUUUAUAUAAGUGCCAUUCCAUUCUUGGUGAUUUCCAGUUCCUCUAUAUUGAUUUGAUUAUAACGACGUUUUUAGCAAUUUCUAUGGGAAGGCAAGGUCCAUUAGAUGUGUUAUGCCCAAAACGGCCAAUGUCAUCACUCGUAUCGUCAAAGAACAUGUUUCCACUAUUGCUGCAAAUUUUUGUUUGCGCCUUGAUCCAAUUGGGCGCUCUUUACUUUCUGUACCGUCAGAAAUGGUUUGAACCAAUACCGCCGGAUAGUAAAGGCGAAAUCAUCGUGUCUUGGGAAAAUACAGUGUUGUUUACUGUUUCCUGCUAUCAGUAUAUUGUUUUGGCAUGGCAUUUUUCCAAAGGGAAACCGUACAGAAAAAGCGUGUUCACUAAUUUUUGGUUUAUAAUUACGGUUGCAUUCUUGACCGUUUUUACUACCUGGUUAAUGAUCAAUCCCUGUAAAGAAGUAGCGUAUUUCAUGGACUUGAUGUAUCUACCACUCAAGGCGAAAGACCAACGACUAUUUCGUUGUUUGUUGUUGGUAUUUCCUAUAGCUCACUUCAUCAUAGCUGGAUUCAUUGAGAGAUUAAUUGAUGACCGGUCUUGGUUGAAAAAAUUGUGCCAAAUAAUUCGAUGUAAAAAAAAGCCAAAGAAUAAAUACAAAGUGUUAUUACAGGAUCAGUAUUUUCCGCAUUUAAUCCAAUCACUGCUGUGCUCUUCCGCUCAACCUAGUGUUCAACCUUAGUGUUUAUAAGCAUACAAUAUAUUCUAUUUUUAUACUA